Ciona intestinalis (vase tunicate) is the source of this 5091-nucleotide messenger RNA. RefSeq lists its product as uncharacterized. Gene Ontology annotation, molecular function: metallocarboxypeptidase activity; zinc ion binding. NCBI's taxonomy places the organism in Eukaryota, Metazoa, Chordata, Ascidiacea, Phlebobranchia, Cionidae. Gene Ontology annotation, biological process: proteolysis. The record is from RefSeq and is a predicted model, not a curated record.
GAACGUAUUGCAGAUGUAACUGUAUUUGUUUUACUAUUUUAAUUCACCAUAUGUUCGUGCAUGUCGGUAGACUCAAGAAAAACACGAUUUGGGGAUAUUAUUUCUAUCUGCAGCGGUUCAACGUCCUUGGAAAACGAUCAAGGCUGGAAAGUGAACCUUCGCUCCAAGAUUGAAAAUGAUCUUUCAUAUCAAGUACAGGAGGCCCUUGCUCCUAUUGUAUCCUCACAUAAGAAAUGGGCGGCCAAGAAAAAAACAGAAAGAAGGAAGGCAUUGAAGCUACAAGUCAACUACCUUCAACAGCGAAGAUCAUUUCAACAACUUUCCGCCGAUCCAAAUGAUGCCCGUUUUAAAUACAUUGAUGUGAAUUAUAUUCCACAAGCAGAUCAGGUGUAUUCUGGUAACAGCAAAGGGAAUUUCCCUGCCUCCAUUGCAAAUUUAAGGUUGCUGAAAACUGGUGCUCGAAGUAGAGCAUAUGGGUCUGACCGUCAUACCAACAGCAUGUGUGGAGGAUUAGAUUUAAGUUUACUCGAUCAUUCCAGUUCAAACCUGUUCUCAAUAUCUAGAAGAGGAUUUCCCGGCAGCACUUUAAAGCCUUUGAUCCCAAAAGUUGGGGAAUAUACUGGAAUAGCUCUGCCCAGCUAUGGUAUUAACAGGCAAUGUUUUCAGGUUUAUACCAAAGAAGGCAUGAACAGUCUUCUUAAUUCAAAGUCUCGUCGGUCAAAAUUAACUCAACUUGGUGAUGGUAAAUAUCUCAAUAAACAUGGAAUAGCAUUGAGCAGAAUUGGACCAUUUUGGCCAAAUGGUUUUGGCCCUGUUUGCCCGUGCCCCGAGUUUAUUCUGUCCUGCCCUAAAGAUGAAAUGUAUGGCGAAUCAUUCAUAAAACCUAAACUGCCAGAAAAUCGUGCAACCAGUGAAGAUGAGAGUAUCAUGUCUCCACGGUCAACAACUGCCCCAUACACCAAGCACACCAAUGGGUUAUCUAAACCCAUGUGGCAUGGUAAGCCAGUGGUAUAUGAUAGUGAACGAUCAUCAAGGUCACCCCCACCCCACUCUGUACCUGAUGGAAUGCCAGAGUCUCUUGUGUUCGAGUCAAGAUUUGAAUCGGGAAAUUUAAGACAAGCAAGAAGAACAGGGGAGUUAGAAUACGAGUUAGUCCUCAAAACUGAUAUGUACACUAACCGACACACCCAGUGGUACUACUUCAAAGUUCAACAAGCGAAACCAAACUGCACUUACAAGUUCAGCAUCAUCAACUUCCUUAAGAAGGACAGCUUGUACAACUAUGGAAUGAAACCCUUGUUAUAUUCUGAACAUCUUGCGAAAGAGAAAGGGAUAGGUUGGCACAGAGGUGGGAAGAAUAUAAGCUACACUUAUUGUGCAAAUACAAGAAAUACAAUUCUAUCAUUAGACCUGCAAUAUUACUGCCUAAAGUUUGAGGUUUCAUUUGAUUGGGCUGAAUGUGAAGACGACACAAUUUACUUUGCGCACUGCUACCCGUAUACUUACUCCGACCUACUGCGGCAUAUCGAUGAGAUUAUGGCGUGUCCGAACUCAUCCAAGCAUGUUAAGAGGGAGGUCUUGUGUGAAACUGAUGCAGGAAACACUUGCUUCCUUCUCACUGUCACUCAUUUUCCUGAUAAAGAAAAAGACAAAUACAAGGAUUUACAUCAGAGCAAGCAAGGCAUCAUUCUAACAGCUCGUGUACAUCCUGGUGAGUCUCAAUCAAGUUGGAUGAUGAAGGGGGUGCUUGACUUUCUCACCUCAGAUAACAACACUGCUGAUCAACUGAGAAAAAAGUUCAUUUUUAAAAUUGUGCCAAUGCUUAAUCCAGAUGGUGUAAUAGUUGGUAACUAUCGCACCUCACUUGCUGCAAGAGAUUUAAACAGAAACUAUCGUCACCCAAAACAAUCUUACUUUCCUACUAUAUGGCAUACGAAGGAAAUGGUGGACCAGUUUAACAAAGACCACCCAAUCUUGUUUUACUGCGACCUUCACGGUCACAGCAGGAAACACAAAGUCUUUAUGUACGGCUGUGAGAGAAAAGCUUUGAAGCCAAAACAAACUGAAAACAUUGAGGGAAAUAAAGAUGGAAAACCAGCUCCCCCAAAAAAGCAUGAAGAAUAUAAAGCUGCCAUUGAUUUUGUUGAGGAACGUUUAUUUCCAUGGUUGAUGUUUCAAUGUUUGCCGAACAGAUUUUCGUUCCAUGACACGAAAUACGCAGUUCGUCGAAGCAAAGAAUCCACUGGUAGAGUUGUCAUGUUUCGACAAAUGGGAAUUGCAAAUAGUUUCACUCUCGAAGCUACAUUUGCUGGAACAAUAGCUGGAUCCAGGAUUGGCCGUCAUUUCAACAUCAGUGACUUCCAGUUAAUUGGAAGGAAAUUGUGCGAAUGUAUUCUAGAAUAUUCAAAUGUCUUUGACAAUCCUGUCAAAAAGUCGAAAGUCAUUCUACAAAUGACAACAGAGAUUAUGAAGAAACAGAAACUACAAACUUCCUCAAACAACCAAACCACAUCUGUAGAAAGAAAGGAUCAAAGUAAACAUAAUGUGGAAAAGAAAAUACCAACAUUGCAAAAUAAGGAAGGAAAGUGUUUUCCUAACACUCUUAGUAUAAACGUUGCAGAUGGAGGCAAACCUGAAAAGAUUGAACUAAUUGAAGAUAAUAAAAGCAAUACAUUGCCUGUCACAUCUCAGCUUGUUGCCCAAAACAAUCCUAAAGUAUUUGAAACAAUUGUUCAAAAUCAAAUCAAUGCAGAAACUGCUUCUCAAACUGCCAUACGUAAUAACAAUGCAUUCAAUAAAGACAACUGUGAUGUCACAAUUCAAUUAAGUCAGAGAGAAGCAUUGGAACCAAAGGUGGGGGAAGAUCAAGAAGAUAUAAAUGAAGAUGAUACAUUGGAUUACAGCUGUUUAGAUGCCAUUCGAAAUUUUAACAUGUCAGACUUGGCCUCAGAAUCAGAGACAAGUUCAGACAGUGAUAGUGAAUCUGAGCCAGAGGUUCCUUACGAAGCCCCUACAUCUAAGAAGAAGUUGGACAACGAGCAUUACUCCUCAACCUCCAGGAAGAAAAAAAAGAAGAAACAGAAGAAUGGAAAGUCUGUGUCCGCUCCUACCUCCACUUCAAAAUCUAAAUACAAAAAUACGGAGCAAAUCUUGGUGAAAGAAUCGUUAAAACAAAAGCCUAGAUUUCCAGCAUUUGUGAGCAAAUACAGUAACCGUAGCAACGGAGGAAUUCCAAUCUUUGCCCAAGAACGCAUCAAAGAAAGAGCAGCAAGAAGGUUGGCAGAGUUAAAUGUAGCCAAGGAAGACAAACAACAACAACAGGAGCAACUGGCAGAGCAGUGGGCGGAGAUUCAGAACUUUCCACGACUUCCAACUAACUUAUAUACUGGCAACAGGGACACAGUCAUGUGCAAUGUAAAAUACACCAUGGACGACCAACCAAGAAGACUUCAUUACAUGUUGUGCAAUCCCUACUCCAAUCCACCUUCAACUGGUGAUGCAAAUGUUGGGUCAAGUGAUCAUAAACGAGUAGUGAAGUAUUCACCAACCCAUCAAUAUAUAAGCAAGGAUGAUUUAGCAUUGAAACAAAUGGAUGAAGAAACUGAGGAUGAGGUUUAUGCUUUCAAUAACAUAGAUUCCCCACCUACAAAUGAUUUAAACAUAAGUUUGAUGAACAGACAAAAUAAAUGUGCGUCCAACAAAAGCACGCGCGGGUCCUCCAGUUCCCAUUCAAGCCACAACUCAGAAUCAACAAACAGUACAUCUCAUGAACAUUUCAGGGACUCCAGUGGUUCGCAGGAGAAGUUUUUGCCACGCACGGUUGUCCUACCUGUCCAGAACCUUUCAUUCAAGCUGUUUAAGAAGCACGGAGAUAGAAAAACACCUAGUUUUACAGUACCAGCUUCCAGACAGCAGCAUUUUGUAGAAAAUGGAGAACUAAUCACUAAUGGGAAGGUUAACAACAGUAUAGGGUCAGCGUAUCAAAUAUCCGACCUAUCUCUCCCCCCUUCAAUGAAGGCAGGAGAUGUAAUGACAGUCCACAUGCAUUACCCAGGGCAAGUGCAUCCAGUGGAACCUAAACCAAGUUAUAGAUUCAAGACUUCACCUAGGGGACCUCCCAUGAUAUUUGGUGAACCGGCGGUAAUGAACCAGAAAGCUCAUGAAAAUUAUUUCCCAAACAAAACUGAACGUUAGUAGUUGGAUUCACUUAGAUAAAUAUUUUUAUAAUUUAUACAGUGGGGUAGGGGAAGACGGGACACCUUUUACCUCUAUUUUCUCGCCCCGUUUAGUAGCAAACAAAGAACAUUCAAGAAAUUAUAAAACUAUAUGCCCACGACUCCCAUUGACCGUUAGUAAUUGUUUAAAACACGAUCAGGAUGUUUAGAUAUUUUGUGCUAAAGGUGUCCCAUCUUCCCCUACCCUACUAUAUCAUUCCACGCCAGAUUUGAACCAAAUACUCCUUGAAGUUUUAAAAAAAAUAGUUUCACUUGACUAUAUUGUUAGUUUAUUACAUUUUUAACAAUAUUGGUAUUAAUAGUUUAUUCCUAUUUUCUGUUAUACAGAUAUUUAUUUUUUAUACAAAUUAUUUUACACGACACAUGUAUUCUGUUAUUGCCUAGUGUGAUACUUUGUUGUAGGGUAUUCAUUUAAAUUUGACAUUGAAUAUUGACAUUCGACUAAAGCAGAAGUUUAUGAAGAAAAUAGCUGACUUGGUUAAUGUAUACAUUAUUACUGUGUUUCAUGUAUUUAUAGUGUUGAUUUAAGAAUAGUUUAUAUAUUUUGUAUGUUUUCAUAAUUCAAAUUGUGAACAACAGUAUUUACCUUCAAAAUAUGCAUUUAUUCAGCUGCCUAAUUCAUCAGUCAAAUGCCAUCACAAAUUACUGAUAUGCCAAAAGUUUUUUUACCUGGUUUUAUGAUUGCAUUAUUUGUGUAACAUGAACAACUUAGCUUUUCGUUGUGCAGAAAACCUAAAAUGAUUCUUACCUAUUUUAAUCGUGUAUAACUGUAUUUUUGAUAAUGUUACCCCCAGUAAAAAUGUACAACGUUUAUUAUGUGAAGCCAUUGGAAUUAAAUAAAUCUCUAUUUACUUUU